CGUUCUUCGAGCAUAAAGUUACAAAAUUUUCAUACAUUUCACUUUUUCGACUAAAAUCAUCUUUAUCAGCAUAUUGGAAUUAAAACAAGUGGGCACAACAAUGGCAGAUGAGAGUAAUGAUGGUGGCAAACUAACUGAAGCUCAGAAGGCAAGGAUUGAGAGGAACAAGCAGAAAGCGCUGUCUCUGAGGCAAUCUAGAGUUACAACACAACCUUACAAUGUGCCAAAAAGCACUGGAGCAUCAAGAGGUACUAAACAGAGUUUCAAAGCAUCAAACAUCACUGUGGACACACAUGGUGGGUUCAUGUUAGAUGAGGAGUUAGAGCAAGAAAUCUUCAAGGUGGUGAAGCCUUCAGCUCCAGCAGGGCUUGGUGAUGUCAUGCUUUGUGAUGAGUGUCAUAAGCAGUAUAUUGAGUCCUACAUGUACACACAUUUCAGUGUCAAUGUGUGUGAUGGUUGUAGGGAUCGAGAUGAUAAACAUAAGUUGAUAACCAAAACCGAUGGGAGAAACACAUACCUCCUGAAAGAUGAAGACUUUGACAAAAGGGAACCACCACUCAAGUUCAUCAUACGUAAAAACCCACACAAUCCUAGAUGGGGGGAGAUGAAACUAUAUUUGGAAUCUGAGGUGAGGAAGCGGGCACUUGAGGUGUGGGGUUCUGAAGAAAAAAUAGAAGAAGCUAGAGAAACUAGAAUGGAAAACCAACAGAAACUUAAGCAGAAAAAGUUUGAUAAAAAAGUUAAAGAUUUACGUAAUGCAGUGAGGUCCAGCCUGUGGACCAAGGACAUUAGUACACAUGAACACUCAUAUGGUGAAGAGACGUAUGAUGAGGAAGAGGACAUGUAUAGUAAAUCUUGCACAUCUUGUAGCCAUACUCUGACAUAUGAGAAGAUGUGAUGAACAUUGGGCAGUGUACUUACACAGGUUAAGAGUCAUGUGAUAUUACAAAGACGAGCCUCAAGUUUAAGUCACAGAUAGGUGUCUCUAGUAACACACCCGUAGCUGUGGAGCUAGUAGAUACAGAGAUGACAAACGGUUGACUGCACAGAAAUCCAUACCCAUUUUUUUAGCUUCAAUUCAACAUAUGGAAAGAUGUGAUGCACAAAAGGUAUCACUGGGUAUUUGUGAAUUAACAAUGUGAAGCAUAGAUACAGGUGUAUGGACUGUGAACACAUUGUAGCCAAAAUUGUGAGCACACCCUGUACUGGGUAAUAAGUUAGUAGACACAGUAGUGUCAUGGAGUCAUACAGAAAACCAUACUCACCUUGUAGCCGCACUCUUACAUACUAGAACACAAGACGGCACAGGCAAUGUAAUUUAAUACACCCCUGGGUAACAUGUUAGGCUAGUAUAUGUACAGACUGAGGCAUUCUCUAUAUAGUGUACUCCCACCAUGUUUGAAUAGAUAGUAAAAUCUAAAUGACAAAUCUGUUUGGUUGAAAGACUUAAAAACCCACUCAGGGUGUUUGAUUGGUCCACAACUUACACAAAAGGAUGUGGUAUGUGCUUGUAUGUCGGUCUAUCAGUGCAUAGGGCUCCUUUUAAGAGGGGUUUCUGCUGAUUCUGUUCUGGUGAUAGAUGUAAUGGUAGUUGUCUAGUGUCUACUAUACAUUGCUGUAUACACACUUCGAUAUUCGGAAACUAGUUUUACUUGAUAUGAUCUCACUCAUGGUGCAGAAAAUACUCAAGUAUGUACAGGGUGUCCCGGAAGUAUGGGGACCCCCCUAGGUGGACAUAUACCAGUGUUUUCAUAGUAUGUGUCAUAUAUCAUUUUAAAGCUUAUCCAAACUUACAUUGAUUUGCCAAGUAUCAUGGUAUCAUAGGAGGCCCCCCAUACUUUCGGGACACCCUGUACAUUCAUAUCUAUAGAUUCUAAUCACUCAGGAAUUUCUCUUUCACUUUGUAUACUAUUACUAACUAAACUGCCAAAGUGUUCC
This is a messenger RNA of Owenia fusiformis, 1938 nucleotides long. NCBI's taxonomy places the organism in Eukaryota, Metazoa, Annelida, Polychaeta, Sabellida, Oweniidae. The record is from the annotation of a GenBank genome assembly.